CAAAAACCCUAGCUCCAUUUUCGUUUUCCUCCGUCGACAGCACAAGCCAUGGGUAUCGAUCUUAUCGCGGGAGGUAAGAGCAAGAAGACCAAAAGGACUGCUCCAAAGUCCGAUGAUGUCUACCUCAAGCUUCUCGUCAAGCUAUACCGGUUUUUGGUAAGGAGAACCGGCAGCAAGUUCGAUGCUGUGAUCCUUAAGAGGCUUUUUAUGAGCAAAGUCAACAAAGCCCCUCUUUCACUCUCCAAGCUCGUUGAGUUCAUGAAGGGAAAGGAUGGUAAGAUUGCUGUGUUGGUUGGGACAAUAACUGACGAUUUGAGAGUGCAUGAGAUUCCUGCCAUGAAGGUUACUGCCUUGAGGUUUACAGAGAGAGCCAGGGCUAGGAUCGAGAAAGCUGGUGGAGAGUGCUUAACAUUCGACCAGCUUGCUCUCGUUGCUCCAUUGGGACAGAACACGGUUCUACUUAGAGGACCAAAGAACUCUCGUGAAGCAGUGAAGCACUUUGGUCUUGCUCCUGGUGUGCCACACAGCCACUCCAAGCCCUAUGUUAGGUCUAAGGGAAGGAAGUUUGAGAAAGCCAGAGGAAAGCGAAAGAGUCGUGGAUUCAAGGUCUAAGAAGAGGUCUCUGCUGUUUCGACGGGGGUGUUAUUUCGUUAUGGUUGCUUUCAGUAUAGCAGUUUUGCUAGUGAACUCGUGUGUUCCUCUUUUCCUAUUCCAGACAUUGUUUUAAGUUAUCUGUCUUUCCGUUCUAAACGACAAUUAAAUGUUUUGCUUAAUAACAUUUUGAGAAUUUACUGCCGCUAAGCUUUGUUU
Brassica oleracea var. oleracea is the source of this 810-nucleotide messenger RNA. RefSeq names its product 60S ribosomal protein L18-2-like. Lineage: Eukaryota; Viridiplantae; Streptophyta; Magnoliopsida; Brassicales; Brassicaceae. Gene Ontology annotation, cellular component: ribosome; cytosolic large ribosomal subunit. Gene Ontology annotation, biological process: translation. The transcript has 5 exons. Gene Ontology annotation, molecular function: structural constituent of ribosome; RNA binding. The coding region runs from base 49 to 612 and encodes 187 amino acids. The record is from RefSeq and is a predicted model, not a curated record.